GCAAAUAAAGCGGAUUUACCCACAUGCCAAGAUCUUAUUAGCUUUUACUUUGAUUUUAUGAAAUUAAGAAGAUUGGUGUUCCUUUAAUUACUUUUGAAAGAUAAAUGAAAUUUAGAGCUCAAAGCUCUGCAAAAAUUGGGCAUUUUUCAUUUGUUUCAUGAAAAUAGAAAUACCUCCCGGAUAAAACUUCUGCAGUGCGUAUAGACAAGGAAAACAUUCCCAAGAGCGCAAGUAUGUCUGUAAAAAAGAAAGGAUUUUCCGAUGUUGAAGAAGAUGACUCAGAUGUACCUAAACCGCCUGACGGAGGAUGGGGAUGGGUGAUUGUCUUUUGUUCAUUCAUGAUUCAAUUAAUCUCUUUUGGUAUCUCUUUAGUAUUUGGAAUAUACUACGUAGAGUUUCUUAGAUACUUUGGAGAAAGCAAUGGUGCUACAUCUUGGGUGCUGUCCAUCAUGAAUGCGAUGACAUUUUGCGUUGGUCCAUUGGCGAGUGGUCUUACAAAACAAUUUGGUUGCAGAGCGGUGACCAUUACUGGAGCUUUGCUUGCAGCAUUUGGCUUGAUAAUAAGCAUCUUCGCACCUUGUGUCACUUUUCUUUACUUCAGUAUAGGAAUAUGUGCAGGAGCCGGAAUCGGUUUCAUGUACUUUACUGUAAUAGUCUGCGUAGCAUCUUAUUUCGAAGAGAAACGGGCACUUGCAACUGGUAUUUCAGUCUGCGGAGCUAGUAUCGGACUCUUCUUAUUGGCUCCUCUGACAGAAUGGAUUGUGCGUCUUUUUGGAUGGCAAGGGGGUAUGCUCAUCACGGCCGGCAUCACACUCAAUUGCUGUAUCUUCGGAGCUUUUUUCAGACCUCUGAAGAAAAAGAACAAAAUACGAAGCCGGGUGUUAUUUUCUAAUUCGUCAAACCUGCCCUUGGAUUCAAAUAUGAAAAGGGUAUUCAAUGAAACAUUUGGAAACAAUGGCGAAGUCUGUCUGUCGACGGUUACAGCCGAAGCUUCUGUAAAACUUCCAACAGUUACACCACAGGUGAACUAUAACUCUCUUCACUUUUCUUUCAACAACCAAAUCUCCCAGUUGCCCAGUUCAACUGCCAAAUCGCCCAUUUCGGAAACAAAUCGCAGUAGCCAUUUACAUACAGGUUUUGCACCGAGGGCAAAAGGUAUUUGUACCGUCAACAGUCACAAGUCAAAAGAAGAGGUGCCUGAAGAGAUUGCCAAAGACAACACUAUUUCAGAACAGUCUAUGGUAAUUCGAUUAAGUAACUGUUUGUUUCCAUUAGUCAUAAAGGAUACCUUCAAGGAAAUGAUGAACUUUCGACUGUUGGAAGAUAACGCGUUUCUUAUACUUACCAUAUCAAAUUUCUUCACCAACAUUGGGUUGGAUAUUCCCUACAUUUACACACAGGAUCGAGUCAUCGAUAUGAAGAUUGCUGAUGAAGUUUAUGCUAGUUACUUGUUGUCAGUGACUGGCAUAGCAAGUGCCGUUAGUCGUAUCAUUUUCGGAUACUUAUCGGACCUCAGCUGUAUCAACAGUAUGUGGUUAUACAGCACAAUUCUCAUAAUAUGUGGCGUUAAUACAGCUUUCAGUUCCUUCUGUGAGGAUUAUUAUCUCAUGGCAGUGUACUCAGCCAUUUUCGGAGGGAUGUCAGGAGGAUAUAACAGCUUACAAUCUAUUGUUUUAGUUGAUCUUGUUGGAUUAAAGAAACUGACCAAUGGUUUUGGAGUUCUGUUACUUUUUGAAGGAGUCGCAUGCCUGAUUGGUCCACCCAUCACAGGUUGGUUAUACGAUUAUACCCGGUCUUAUGAUCCUGGCUUUUACGUUUCUGGAUUUAUGAUGGCUUUCAGUGGAUUCAUGCUCUUCUUUAUUCCUUGUGUUCAAAGGAUUUCAGGCAGAAAAAAUAGAAAAGGAGAAGACUUUCUAAAUAUGUCAGUUCCUGCGCGUACAGAACUCGCUCUUACAGAAUCUAAAUCGCAUGAAGAAAUUUGCACCAAAAUGUAAUGAUGUAGCUGAGUAGUAAUGGGGCGACGGAAGUGACAUCACGGAAAAGACGUAUGAUCCAGAAAGCUGCCAUCUUGCAUUCCCUCUCACCGCCAUCUUGGUUCUACCCGAAAAUAAGGUGAAUGUUGUCAUAUUGGAAAGUCUCCCGUUUACUUUGGGGCAAAGAAAAUUUUGUUUCGAAAACGUAUUUAGGACGACUUUUUUAGUCAAUUUGUUAUUAUUUCUUUAUUAUUUAAGCUAUAAUUAUUUUUAUUCAUCUGUAAUUAUUAAUGUAAUCCCUGUUUUAUUGUGUUGCAACAGAUAAUUGAGUUUAAUGUUUACUUUUACAAAUUGUAAACAAAUAAUUUUAUAUGUGUUUUAUGUGUUUAACGUAGAAUUUCAGGAAAAGCCAUGCAGUCAGAAGUGUCUUUUCUCAAAGAAAAUUAUAUUCAUUGGACUUGCACCGACGAGCCAAAGCAUUACCACAAUCCCCGUAUUUUUCAAUGAACUUAUCUACACUCAUGUCCAUAAAUUAAGGAUAAUGCAAAAUCAGGCAAAGGAAGAGUUAGAAGCAAAACAAAUUUGACUUAUU
This is a messenger RNA of Stegodyphus dumicola, 2565 nucleotides long. RefSeq names its product monocarboxylate transporter 9-like. The record is from RefSeq and is a predicted model, not a curated record. Lineage: Eukaryota; Metazoa; Arthropoda; Arachnida; Araneae; Eresidae. Gene Ontology annotation, biological process: transmembrane transport; monocarboxylic acid transport. Gene Ontology annotation, molecular function: monocarboxylic acid transmembrane transporter activity.